UAAACCGCCAGUGAUUAAACUAUUACUAUUUUAAUAGUAUUAUGGAAAAAGAAAGCUAUUUUUUUGUGGUUAUGCUAAUUUUAGCAAUUCCGUGGACUUUACAGGGCAAACUCACAGUUUCUAUUGCCAAGAAAAAGGAUCCAAUUAAAGAUUGUGUACUAGAUUCGAAAAAUCAAACUCAUGUUUGUCAAAACAAUACAAUAAGUCAAGUUCCAGUUGUGAAUCAGACAGUUACACCUAAGCCAAAAAUAGCAGAAUUUCAAAUAGAUGCGCAUAGGACAAUCAGCAUCAGUAAAGACGAUCUUAAUGAUCUUCUAGACGUUUACAUGUCCAAAUUGGCCGAAAAUGCGGUUACUAUUAACGAGAAAGAGAAUGAAAUUAAUCAAUUGCAAUCCCUGAAUAAAUCCGAUGAGGAGCACCAAAAAAAGUAUCAGGAAUUGUCGGAAUCGUGUACGGCUCAAAACAUUUCAAUGGGAGUCAUUUUAAGUGAAAAGGAUGAUCAAAUCAAGAGCCUGCAGAUAAAGUCCAGCACCUUUGAGACAAGACUGAAAAGAAAACAGCAUCUUCUGGGAAUAUAUAAAAAACUAAAUACAACCAAUGUGGAGACAAUAAAACAAUUAAAGUUAAGGGUAAAGAAUUUGGAAUCAAAGAUAAGGGAAAGAAAAGAUGAUUUAUUAGCUGAUUGGGAGGCGGCAACCAACAGUUGUUUACCGUUUGGUAAAACCUCAGGGAUUCACUUGAUACAACUUCCCGACUUUCGACCCUUUCUGGUGCCCUGCGAUGGACUCACUGAAGCAGGAGAUGGCUGGACGGUCAUACAGCGGCGUGUGGACGGAUCUGUAGAUUUCUAUCGCAACUGGAACGAGUACCGCAACGGAUUUGGCAAACUUAAUGGCGAGUUCUUCAUUGGAUUGGAGAAGCUGUAUAGACUAACCACAUUUCAACCCCAUGAGCUUUAUAUAUCGUUGCAACUAUUCAAUGGAACCAACCGAUUUGCCUUAUACGACAAAUUUGUUAUCGGCAACGAGGAGGAAGGCUACGAGAUGAAACUACUAGGUCAUUAUCAUGGUAAUGCCAGCGAUGCAAUGCGCACACAUGACAAAAUGAAAUUCUCGACUUAUGACAGAGACCAUGACGAGUUUACUCAUAUGAACUGUGCGGAAUAUCAUCAUGGUGCCUGGUGGUACGACUUUUGCUCCCGAAGCAAUCUCAAUGGAAAAUACUUCAAGGGACUGACGGACGAUGCACAGGGAAUUUUUUGGGAUCGUUGGUAUAGCUUCAAAACUUUAAAGUCUGUACAAAUGCAGAUAAGGCCAAAGCAUGCUUAGAUUAAUUAUUUAAAAAAUGACUAUCAAUUAAUUUUAAUAAAGAAAUAUAUUCAUAUACU
Molecule: messenger RNA, 1387 nt
Organism: Drosophila innubila
Lineage: Eukaryota; Metazoa; Arthropoda; Insecta; Diptera; Drosophilidae
Product: ryncolin-4
Exons: 2
Coding region: 42-1328 (428 amino acids)
Source: RefSeq, a predicted model, not a curated record